This is a messenger RNA of Trichobilharzia szidati, 4602 nucleotides long. NCBI's taxonomy places the organism in Eukaryota, Metazoa, Platyhelminthes, Trematoda, Strigeidida, Schistosomatidae. The record is from the annotation of a GenBank genome assembly.
AUGUCGGGUCUGUUGUCCAGAUUUGGUGCUCGGUUGGUGUUUUCAAAUAGAGCUAUCUCGAAGCACCUGAGUCCUAAAUCUUUCACUUUGCCCCAAGGCGUUAUAUGUUUCUCCACCGUCCAGAAAACACGUUACCAACCGUACAAUGGGGAACAGUCAUUCAAGGGAUUUGAAAAAACCGAUGAUAUUACUAAGCUAGAGCAGUUUUUGCGUAAACAAAGGCUUAAAGGCGCUUUGUAUAGCGCUAAGGAGAAUGCGAAGUUCACUGACCACUUUUGGGACAAUAUUAUAGAAGCUGGUGAUGUGCUUUUAGCUGAGCGAUACUUAAACAUGAGAGUCAGAUUAGGAAUACAUAUAGAUGCGGAAAAAGUUUUAAAGGAUAUGCGUGAGGCUAAUAUGCUUCCUACUACACGAAUUUUCGGCGUCUUCAUACAUCAAAGUUGUGCUGCUGGUGACAUGAAUCAAACAAACUCAUACUUGCGACUACUUCGCGAUGCUGGUCUGAGGCCGAAUUCAUAUAUAUUCUCUCAAAUUCUACAUGGUUAUGUUAAAGCAGGACUGCCUGAAGAAGUUUCUUCAACACAAGAAUUACUAUCCGAAAUAGGUUUAUGGCCAUCCAGAUAUGCAUAUGAAGGUCUUCUAUCUGCUUAUGCUGAUCUUGGAGAUAAACAAAGUUUACUACGAACUCUCGAUGAAGCUUACGCUGUACUUCCUUCACUUGUAAAUGCUGAUGAAAAACACUUUGGAAAAGAAAUUUCACCUACUUUUCUCAUGGAUCUUUAUACGAGAAUAAAUUGUUCACAACCAGAUUCAAAUGCAGCAUGCAUUGAGAUACUUGAAAAAUUGUCGCCAACGGAUGACUUUUUCCCGUAUGAUUUUGCCCAAGAUACUGUGAAAGUUCUCUUAGCCAAAGGACGUCCAGCUGCUGCUUUGGAAAUUUUCAAAAUUAUGCGCCCAGAAAAUGCAACUGACGGUUAUCUACAGUCACUUCCACAAUAUGCUGCUACUGGUGGUUUGAAUUCAGAAGCAUUGGAACCAUUUUGGGAUGCAGCCCGUUUAGACAAUAAACAAUUGAUGGUGCUCAAGAAUAAAUGUAAAUUAUAUUUCAACCGAAGUACUAGACCGCCUAGCGUACUGGCCAAUCAGUUUUCGAAAUACAUCGAAGAAAACAAUGCCGAAGCUGCUAUUGAUAUGUUAAAGAACCUGAAUAGAACUAACAGUCCAAUAUUGUAUGCAUUCAUGGUACCAAAAUUAAUGCGUUUAGGCUAUUCACUGACAGAUCUAAUUGAACGAGUUCAGAAUCCUGAAAUUAAUGGAGCUUUAGCCUUUGGAUAUGUACUGAAUUCAGUGUUAUCAAUUGAUUCUAAAGAAACCUAUAAAGAAGAUUUUAAAAAAUGUUUAUCCUUGGUAAAUGAAUGUCGUGCUAAAAAGCUUCUCCCCUACACUGAUUUCAUACGUGUUGGCAAUUAUCAAAUGGAGAAAUUGUUGUUAAACAUCCUGUCGUUAUCAGAUAUGUCAGAGAUAGAAGAAAUGAAAAAGUCGACUAUUAUGUUUGAAGUAUUUGGUAUAUUGAAUCAUGCUAUGACUAAACGUGAAUUCCAUUCACUUUUUGCACAAACAUUUGAAGCUUUGUUAAUAUCUAAACAUCGAUAUUUUAAUAAUGUACCAAAAAAUACAGUGAUUCAACUUGUCGCUGAUGUCUGUGCUCGUCAGAAUAUUGUUUUCGAUAAAACUGAUUGGUUAUUGUCUGCAAUGAGAAGUUCUGGUGUGUCAGAGGAGACUCUAAUACGGCUCACUGUUGAUUAUUCGACAAAUCGACUUCCCUUUGCAGAUCUAAACGCCCUGUUGUUCAGUGGACGAAUAGCAGGAAUUGGAAGUAAAUCAAAUGAAAAGUCAUCAACCACUGCUGGUCAAAUGAAAACACGUUACCAACCGUACAAUGGGGAACAGUCAUUCAAGGGACUUGAAAAAACCGAUGAUAUUACUAAGCUAGAGCAGUUUUUGCGUAAACAAAGGCUUAAAAGCGCUUUGUAUAGCGCCAAGGAGAAUGCGAAGUUCACUGACCACUUUUGGGACAGUAUUAUAGAAGCUGGUGAUGUGCUUUUAGCUGAGAGAUACUUGAACAUGAGAGUCAGAUUAGGAAUACAUAUAGAUGCGGAAAAAGUUUUAAAGGAUAUGCGUGAGGCUAAUAUGCUUCCUACUACACGAAUUUUCGGCGUCUUCAUACAUCAAAGUUGUGCUGUCGGUGACAUGAAUCAAACAAACUCAUACUUGCGACUACUUCGCGAUGCUGGUCUGAGGCCGAAUUCAUAUAUAUUCUCUCAAAUUCUACAUGGUUAUGUUAAAGCAGGACUGCCUGAAGAAGUUUCUUCAACACAAGAAUUACUAUCCGAAAUAGGUUUAUGGCCAUCCAGAUAUGCAUAUGAAGGUCUUCUAUCUGCUUAUGCUGAUCUUGGAGAUAAACAAAGUUUACUACGAACUCUCGAUGAAGCUUACGCUGUACUUCCUUCACUUGUAAAUGCUGAUGAAAAACACUUUGGAAAAGAAAUUUCACCUACUUUUCUCAUGGAUCUUUAUACGAGAAUAAGUUGUUCACAACCAGAUUCAAAUGCAGCAUGCAUUGAGAUACUUGAAAAAUUGUCGCCAACGGAUGACUUUUUCCCGUAUGAUUUUGCCCAAGAUACUGUGAAAGUUCUCUUAGCCAAAGGACGUCCAGCUGCUGCUUUGGAAAUUUUCAAAAUUAUGCGCCCAGAAAAUGCAACUGACGGUUAUCUACAGUCACUUCCACAAUAUGCUGCUACUGGUGGUUUGAAUUCAGAAGCUUUGGAACCAUUUUGGGAUGCAGCCCGUUUAGACAAUAAACAAUUGAUGGUGCUCAAGAAUAAAUGUAAAUUAUAUUUCAGCCGAAGUACUAGACCGCCUAGCGUAUUGGCCAAUCAGUUUUCGAAAUACAUCGAAGAAAACAAUGCCGAAGCUGCUAUUGAUAUGUUAAAGAACCUAAAUAGAACUAACAGUCCAAUAUUGUAUGCAUUCAUGGUACCAAAAUUAAUGCGUUUAGGCUAUUCACUGACAGAUCUAAUUGAACGAGUUCAGAAUCCUGAAAUUAAUGGAGCUUUAGCCUUUGGAUAUGUACUGAACUCAGUGUUAUCGAUUGAUUCUAAAGAAACCUAUAAAGAAGAUUUAAAGAAAUGUUUAUCCUUGGUAAAUGAAUGUCGUGCUAAAAAGCUUCUCCCCUACACUGAUUUCAUACGUGUUGGCAAUUAUCAAAUGGAGAAAUUGUUGUUAAAUAUCCUGUCGUUAUCAGAUAUGUCAGAGAUAGAAGAAAUGAAAAAGUCGACUGUUAUGUUUGAAGUAUUCGGUAUAUUGAAUCAUGCUAUGACUAAACGUGAAUUCCAUUCACUUUUUGCACAAAUAUUUGAAGCUUUGUUAAUAUCGAAACAUCGACAUUUUAAUAAUGUACCAAAAAAUACAGUGAUUCAACUUGUCGCUGAUGUUUGUGCUCGUCAGAAUAUUGUUUUCGAUAAGACCGACUGGUUGUUGUCUGCAAUGAGAAGUUCUGGUGUGUCAGAGGAAACGCUAAUACGACUGACUGUUGAUUAUUCGACAAAUCGACUUCCCUUUGCAGAUCUAAACGCCCUGUUGUUCAGUGGACGAAUAGCAGGAAUUGGAAGUAAAUCAAAUGAAAAGUCAUCAACCACUGCUGGUCAAAUGAGUGUAUCACCCAAAGAAUCAAUAUUGAGUGUUGCUCAGUCAUUAGUAAGAUUGCAAAAGGAAAAUCCCAGUGAAUAUGAGAAUAAACUCAGUUCCAUUGAAAAUUCUUGGGGCGUACAAAAGAAAUUAAUUCUCAUAUUGAAUCUUGUGAAUCUCGGCGCUGAAGAUCUUGUUGAACGUACCAUUCAAUAUCUACCUGAAAAUCAGUGUGAGAUGUCAGAACCAUUGAAACGCUUUGCGCAUAUUAUACGUGUAUGUUCUGCUAGUGAUGCCAAUAAGACAAAAGCGCCAGAAAGUGUAAAGGAAACGAUUACAAGUCUGACGGGUCUUCCAUCUGAGGAUUUAUUCAAUACCCUAAGAGGUCCACAUAUGGAUACUCUCUUCAGAUGUUGGCCAGUUGAUCAUAUUUCAGACUUGAUUGGUAUGGUAAAGAAAGUUUCAGAGUUUGGCCUGAACUCUGUCAGUUUACAACUUGCUGGUGUUCUUGUCAAUCGAGGGCUGGCUGAUCAAGUCUCUGCUUUACUUGGGAAAAAUACAACCAUACCAUUUACAUUUUUGGUUGGUAGUCCUCGACAUCCACUGACAGAAUCUGCUUUUCAUUCAACUAUGGAAUAUAUGAAGACUAUUGAUCCAAAACACAUUCCAGGCUUUGUUGACUAUACUCUUCGUAAUGCAGCUCUUUCAAAUAAUGAAGACAACCUUCACCAAUUAAUACGUACAGCUGUAUCACCAGCCUAUAAUGUUGACUUGUCAGCGAUUUGUAUCCUACCCACGCUUCAAAUUAUCUGUAACCGGUUGGAAGAAAGUAAAAAUCUGCCCGCUGAUGUCUUACAGGCGACAAGAUCAAUUGUUGAAAAGUUUGAAUCCUCUAAACAAAAAGUAUCGAAAUAA